Messenger RNA from Clarias gariepinus (North African catfish), 3688 nucleotides. RefSeq names its product prostaglandin-endoperoxide synthase 1 (gene ptgs1). The transcript has 11 exons. Bases 294 to 2090 code for a protein of 598 amino acids. NCBI's taxonomy places the organism in Eukaryota, Metazoa, Chordata, Actinopteri, Siluriformes, Clariidae. Gene Ontology annotation, biological process: response to oxidative stress; cyclooxygenase pathway. Gene Ontology annotation, molecular function: prostaglandin-endoperoxide synthase activity; peroxidase activity; heme binding. Gene Ontology annotation, cellular component: neuron projection; cytoplasm. The record is from RefSeq and is a predicted model, not a curated record.
AAGAGUUGCAGUCGGGCGAUGCGCUCAGCUCAAGCAUGCAUGUGCUGCACACGUACUGUGUUUCUCAGCUGAAGGAGGAAGUUCAGUUUAUCUUUGGUCAUAAAGAAGCUUCGGUAUUUACUGACUCGCUCGCUCGCGGCUUCCACUCGGCGGAGCAUCUCAGUGUGACGGCGCGCAGCGAAGAACGAACGGACGGCAGUUGCGCACCAAAUAGCCACCGUGCUUAUUUCCAUCCUUUGCACUACUCGCAGAUCGGAUUUGUUUAAAACUUAUUUUUAUUUCCUUACUCUACAAUGAAAGCAGUGAACAGUUUAAUUCUCCUGUGGUUGUGCACUCUGCUGCUGGAACGGACAUCAUGCAUCGCUGAGGAACAGAACUCACCCACGACAGAAAGUGUGAAUCCGUGUUGCUACUACCCUUGUCAGAACCGAGGAAUUUGUGUGAGAUAUGGACUAGACAGAUAUGAAUGUGACUGCACCAGAACUGGGUAUUAUGGGAAAAACUGCACUACCCCUGAAUUCUGGUCCAGAGUCUAUGAACUCCUCAAACCCAAUCCAGAUGUCGUCCACUACAUCUUGACUAAUUUUUACUGGCUAUGGAGCCUUAUCAAUAAAACUUUCCUGAGGGAAUGGAUCAUGGCUAAGGUUCUCACAGUGAGAUCAGACCUGAUUCCUAGCCCUCCCACCUAUAACUCCAAGUAUGGCUACCUGAACUGGGAAUCCUAUUCCAAUAUCACAUAUUACACCCGACUCUUGCCUCCAGUGCCACAGGACUGUCCAACACCUAUGGGUACCAAAGGAAAAACUGAGCUUCCUGAUCCCAAGCUGUUGGUGGAAAAGUUCUUACUGAGAAAAGAAUUCAGGCCAGAUCCUCAGGGUACCAAUUUAAUGUUUGGGUUUUAUGCUCAGCACUUCACUCACCAGUUCUUCAAAACACACAAUCGGAUGGGGCUUGGUUUUACCAAAGGUCUUGGCCAUGGGGUGGAUGCUGGACAUAUCUAUGGAGAUAACCUUGCACGGCAGCUGAAACUUAGACUUCACAAAGAUGGGAAGAUGAAGUACCAGAUGAUAAAUGGGGACAUGUACCCACCUACAGUGGCAGAGGCCAAUGUGAGCAUGCACUACACUCAGUCUGUUUCACCAGAAAAGCAAAUGGCUAUUGGACAGGAGGUGUUUGGCCUAUUGCCAGGCUUAACCAUGUAUGCCACCCUUUGGCUACGUGAACACAACCGCGUGUGUGACAUCCUUAAGAAAGAGCAUCCUACCUGGGAUGAUGAGCAACUCUUUCAGACCACAAGGCUGAUUAUUAUAGGUGAGAUCAUUCGGAUAGUGAUCGAGGAGUACGUACAGCACCUCAGCGGAUACCACCUUAAGUUGAAAUUUGACCCGACAUUGCUCUUCAGUUCCAAGUUCCAGUACCAGAACCGCAUUGCUGUGGAGUUUAAUCAGCUUUACCAUUGGCAUCCUCUCAUGCCGAACAGCUUCUUCAUUGAUGGAACUGAGAUCUCCUACGCUGAUUUCAUGUUCAACACCUCCAUACUCACUCACUAUGGAGUAGAAAAGCUGGUGCAGGCUUUCUCAACACAGUCAGCAGGACAGGUUGGAGGUGGUCGUAAUUUACCACAUGUUGUAGCCAAAGUAGCUGAAGGGGUCAUUAAAGAAUCUAGACAACUCCGGCUACAGCCAUUUAAUGAGUACCGCAAAAGAUUUUACCUGACUCCGUACAAAUCAUUCUAUGAAUUUACAGAUGAUAAGGAGGUCGCCCGCGAGUUGGAAGAGCUUUAUGGAGACAUUGACGCGAUGGAGUUUUAUCCAGCUUUGUUGCUAGAGAAGACACGGCCCAGUGCCAUAUUUGGACAGAGCAUGGUAGAAAUGGGGGCUCCAUUUUCCCUAAAAGGUCUUCUGGGAAACCCCAUAUGUUCACCUGAGUACUGGAAGCCUAGCACAUUUGGAGGUCAGACUGGCUUUGAUAUCGUCAACUCUGCUACACUGGAAAAACUGGUUUGUCUCAAUACUAAGUGGUGUCCUUAUGUAGCCUUCCAUGUCCCCCCACCAGGAUAUCAGCAGAAAGAAACUCAUGGUGAAUUGUAGCUAAAAAUAAAGUUAGGAUAGAAUAAGACAUGCUAGAACCAGGCUUCGUUGGAUGCUGCAUCAAAUACAUGUUUACACAGUCGGCUGACUUAAUACGUUAACAACAUAAUAAUAUUUAACUACUGUAUUGAUAUCUGCUAUAAUAAGUGCACUGGGCUGAAUGUCCUGAUAUAAAUUAGGUGUAUUGACUUGCAAAACCCUUACUGUAUAAGGCUGUGGUGUAUAUGUUUUUAAAGCCACAGAAUUUUUUAUUGGCUUUUAAUAGAUUAGAUUAAUGUUGUCAGUGAUGGCAUAAAUAAGUAAUGUGAGUAUAAUGUCACCAAUCACAGGUUGAUGUUGCUUGUACUUCUGGAAAAACUACAUAUUUAUGGACUAUAAGCAACCUAGUGAGUGAUCCUAUUCAGAAAAAAAAUAAAAUGGUAAAGUACCUCCCUGGGACAUUUCUAAUAGCAUAUCCAUGAAAGUGCAAAGAAAAUGGUGAUAAAUGUUUACAUUUUAGGCACAAUGUAAUGUUUUGUAAUAACACUCGGGCAUAAAAGAACAUGAUUGUGGAUCCCUAAAGCUCUAACACAAUACAAUCUUUGUAAGGUGCAAAUAUCACCCUGAACCUUCAGAGUAUAAUUGACAUUCCUUCCCAGUUUCUUUGGAGAAAUAAACUUAACAGGCACUUUAAUAGGUGUACCCCUGCUCAUACAUGUAGCUGCUCAGUCAUGUGGCAGAAAUGCACAAAACAUAUGCAUACAGAUUACAACAGUUUGAGAUCAUAUUGCCUUGCACUUCUGUCAGCCCGAUACAUGAAAUUGAGGCUACAGUGGGUAGACUUAAACAGAAAUACACUGUAAAGUAGUUUUAAGAUUCCUGUUCUUGCCUGCCAUGAGUGUAACCCAGUGGUUUUCUGUUGUUAUAGCCCAUUUGUCUUAAAGUUGCUAUUUACCACGGAUGUAAAAAAAAAAAAAGGGCUAUUUGAAUUAACAUUUGAAAGUGGGUUUUGAGAAAAUGCUCAAAAAACAAACAAACAAGCGGUAUAUAGUUUUCGAAAGCUUUUAAACAAGCAUUAAUCCAUAAAGCGUGACAAGGGGAAUUUUGAAUCUAUGCCCAGUCUUGCAAAAUAUCCUCAGCUGUGAUGUAAUGUCAUGAUUAUUAGAUUUGUAUUAAUGAUUCCCGUAACCUGCAAUCAAUGUUCUGCACAGUCAUGCACUAAAGCGCCUAGUCAGUGAAUUAAGGUUAGGGAUUUUUUUUUUCCUUUUUGAUAACAGCCACUGAGGAUUUUUAUUAUCGUAAAUAACCUUUCAGAAGCACUGGUUUAAAAUUAAUAAUAAAGAUAUAAUAAUUUGUAGAAACUCCUCAUUUUUAACUGCUGCAAUUGUGAAUAAAAAAUGAGUAUGUAAUUACUUGUCAUUUAUUGGACUGAAAAUAAGAAUAUAUGUUGAAAACCAACAAGGUAUGAGAACAUAUUAUUAUGAAUGUUUGUUGUUUUUGUUUUCUAUUGUUGAACUACUCAAUUGUGAGUUUUUGAAAACGAAACACAUUUCUUGAAAUAAAUGGAUUGACUGAUGGUAAAAAUGUAUUAAUAAAAUGCAGCUUUCUUUAAUAACUUA